GGAUCUGACGUGGGCUCGACACCUUUCUCAGCUUCUCCCUCCCGCAGCUUCAGUGCCCGAGCUUCGGCUCUCGGGUUCCGCAACCCCUUCCCCUCCCCGACAAGCCCCGCUAGAGCCCCGUAGGGACCCUCCCCAUCCUCAACCCCACCCUAGACCCCCCGGAAGCUGUAUUUCCCCUCCCCACUCCCCCGCUUGGGAUACAGCCAGCCCGGUGGACCCAGGCGCCCGAACAAGAGGGUAACCUUCGGCCCUCUCGGCCCCACCCCCUCCAGCCGGAGCCGCGCCCCCCUCUACCACGGAUCUAGGAGCAGAGGACAGAGAUUAAGCAAAAAGGGGUGGACUCCAGGCAACCUCUAGCCCAAUUCUGUCCCUCCAUCUCAAGGAGGAGAGAAAUUGUCUUCCAUUGCUGACCCCCAGCAGGAAAACAAAAUUAAGGAGAAAGAUAAAAGGACACGGAGGAAAAGUGGCAACUAGAUUAUUUAGGAGAGGCACAGAGGAGAGAAAUUGGGGUGAGUCGCCAUGGGGACUCCCAAGGCCCAGCACCCACCGCCUCCCCAGCUGCUGUUCCUAAUUCUGCUGAGCUGUCCCUGGAUUCAGGGUCUGCCCCUGAAGGAGGAGGAGGCGCUGCCAGAGCCUGGAAGUGAGACCCCCACAGUGGCCUCUGAGGCCCUGGCUGAGCUGAUCCAUGGGGCCCUGCUGAGAAGGGGCCCAGAGAUGGGCUAUUUGCCGGGUGAGGCCUCGACAACUGUCACCACUACAGUCACCAGCCCAGUUCUGUGUAAUAACAACAUCUCCGAGGGUGAAGGGUACGUGGAGUCUCCAGAUUUGGGGAGCACUGCCAGCCGCACCUUGGGGCUCCUAGACUGCACAUACAGCAUCCAUGUCUACCCUGGCUACGGAAUUGAGAUCCAGGUGCAGACACUGAACCUGUCUCAGGAGGAGGAACUCUUGGUGCUGGCUGGUGGGGGGUCCCCAGGACUGGCCCCCCGACUCCUUGCUAACUCCUCCAUGCUGGGAGAAGGACAGGUCCUUCGAAGCCCAACCAAUCGACUGCUCCUGCACUUCCAGAGUCCACGGGUCCCAAGGGGUGGUGGCUUCAGAAUCCACUAUCAGGCCUACCUCCUGAGCUGUGGCUUCCCUCCCCGGCCGGCCCAUGGGGACGUCAGUGUGACAGAUCUACACCCUGGUGGCACUGCCACCUUCCACUGUGAUUCCGGCUACCAGCUGCAGGGUGAGGAGACUCUCAUCUGCCUCAAUGGCACCCGGCCAGCCUGGAAUGGAGAGCCCCCUAGCUGCAUGGCAUCCUGUGGUGGCAUCAUCCACAAUGCUACACUGGGCCGCAUCGUGUCUCCUGAGCCUGGGGGAGCCGCAGGGCCUAACCUCACCUGCCGUUGGGUCAUUGAAGCAGCUGAGGGACGCCGGCUGCACUUGCACUUUGAGAGGGUCUCGCUGGAUGAGGACAAUGACCGGCUGAUGGUGCGCUCUGGGGGCAGUCCCCUAUCUCCUGUGAUCUAUGACUCUGACAUGGAUGAUGUCCCAGAGCGUGGUCUCAUCAGUGACGCCCAGUCCCUCUACGUGGAGUUGCUCUCAGAGACACCUGCUAAUCCCCUGCUGCUCAGCCUCCGAUUUGAAGCCUUUGAAGAGGAUCGCUGCUUCGCCCCUUUCCUGGCACAUGGCAACGUUACUACCACAGACCCUGAGUACCGCCCAGGGGCACUGGCCACCUUCUCAUGCCUCCCAGGAUAUGCUCUGGAGCCCCCAGGCCCCCCCAAUGCCAUCGAAUGUGUGGACCCCACAGAACCUCACUGGAAUGACACAGAACCAGCCUGCAAGGCCAUGUGUGGAGGGGAGCUGUCAGAGCCAGCUGGUGUGGUCCUCUCUCCCGACUGGCCCCAGAGCUACAGCCCCGGCCAGGACUGCGUGUGGGGCAUGCACGUCCAGGAAGAGAAGCGCAUCUUGCUCCAAGUUGAGAUCUUGAAUGUGCGUGAAGGGGACAUGUUGACACUUUUCGAUGGGGAUGGUCCCAGCGCCCGUGUCCUGGCUCAGUUGCGGGGACCUCAACCACGUCGUCGCCUCCUCUCCUCUGGGCCCGACCUCACACUCCAAUUCCAGGCACCUCCUGGGCCCCCAAAUCCGGGCCUGGGCCAGGGCUUUGUAUUACACUUCAAAGAGGUCCCGAGGAAUGACACUUGCCCUGAGCUGCCGCCUCCCGAGUGGGGCUGGAGGACAGCAUCCCACGGGGACCUGAUUCGAGGCACCGUGCUCACUUACCAGUGUGAGCCUGGCUACGAGCUGCUGGGCUCUGACAUUCUCACCUGUCAGUGGGACCUGUCCUGGAGCGCUGCUCCACCUGCCUGCCAAAAGAUCAUGACUUGUGCUGACCCUGGUGAGAUCACCAACGGGCACCGGACGGCCUCAGACGCUGGCUUCCCUGUUGGCUCCCAUGUCCAGUACCGCUGUCUGCCAGGGUACAGCCUGGAGGGGGCAGCCGUGCUUACCUGCUAUAGCCGAGACACAGGCACACCCAAGUGGAGCGACCGGGUCCCCAAGUGUGCCUUGAAGUACGAGCCGUGCCUGAACCCCGGCGUUCCAGAGAAUGGCUACCAGACCUUGUACAAGCAUCACUACCAGGCUGGCGAGUCUCUGCGCUUCUUCUGCUACGAAGGCUUUGAGCUCAUCGGCGAGGUCACCAUCACCUGUGUGCCGGGCCACCCCUCACAGUGGACCAGCCAGCCCCCGCUCUGCAAAGUGGCCUAUGAGGAGCUCCUGGACAACCGAAAACUGGAAGUGACCCAGACUACAGACCCAUCGCGGCAGCUGGAGGGUGGGAACCUCGCCUUGGCCAUCCUGCUACCCCUUGGCUUGGUCAUUGUCCUUGGCAGUGGCGUUUACAUAUACUAUACCAAGCUCCAGGGAAAAUCCCUGUUUGGUUUCUCAGGCUCCCACUCCUACAGCCCCAUCACGGUGGAGUCAGACUUCAGCAACCCGCUGUAUGAAGCUGGGGAUACACGGGAGUAUGAAGUUUCCAUCUGAAUGCCAAGACUAAGGCUGCAGGACCCAGGACACCCGUUCCCUCCUCAUUCAGGGCAGUGGGGAGCACAGGACCUGGUCUCUGGCUCCUGGCUUCCCUCCUCCCUGUUGUGUAAAUAAUCUCCCUGUCCCACAAGGGGGUUUUGAUGGCCCUGGAGACCCUACAGUAAAUAAACCAGCAUCCUGCCGCCCAAAGGCUCCUUUUCUCAGUUGCCAAACAAGGGGCCUGCCCCCUGCCCCACUGGCUUUUGGACCCUGGGAGGGGAACUCAGUGCCCUUGCAACUCUUGGGACCCCCUCCCACCCAGGGCACCCCUGAAGGACUGCCCCAACUGCUCUACUGUUCCCUUGGCCUUGUAGGCUUCUCUCCUCCCAGAUGCCUAACUCCUGGGCCUUGGAGGGUGAGAAGAGGAAGGAUGAGGGGGACAGCUGGGCCAAAGCCCCUCCCUGUUCCUGCUGUGUCCCGAACCCACAAUUUCUCCACCUUUGCUUCUGGAUUUUUGUUUUUGAGCAAUAAAUGGAAAAUCAUCACUUGUAA
Messenger RNA from Ictidomys tridecemlineatus (thirteen-lined ground squirrel), 3567 nucleotides. Lineage: Eukaryota; Metazoa; Chordata; Mammalia; Rodentia; Sciuridae. The record is from RefSeq and is a predicted model, not a curated record.